Molecule: messenger RNA, 3402 nt
Organism: Brassica oleracea var. oleracea
Lineage: Eukaryota; Viridiplantae; Streptophyta; Magnoliopsida; Brassicales; Brassicaceae
Product: protein CROWDED NUCLEI 4-like
Exons: 9
Coding region: 146-3133 (995 amino acids)
Biological process (GO): nucleus organization
Cellular component (GO): nucleus
Source: RefSeq, a predicted model, not a curated record
GUUUUCACUAAAAAAUAAGCGAGACAGGGAGACGCCAAUUCUUUGCUGUGUGUGAGAGAGAGAGAGAGAAAAGUGAAGAGACUAUAGUCGUGGUUCUGAUCUCGAAUAUCGGAGACAUUUGGGGGUUCAAUUGGUGGUAGCGGCGAUGGCGACUUAUAGUUCGGAGCGACUCCCGAGAACGCCGGCUACUACCAGAUUAGCGAUUAGGCCUGGUUCUAGGGUUUUAAAAAGCCCUUUGAGUGACGAAGAAGUCAUGUGGAAGCGGCUCAAGGAAGCUGGGUUUGAUGAACAAUCGAUUAAACAGAGGGAUAAAGCCGCCCUAAUCGCUUACAUCGCCAAGCUCGAAUCUGAGGUCUAUGAUUAUCAACACAACAUGGGUCUUCUCAUUUUGGAGAAGGACCAACUGUUGUCCAAGUAUGAGGAAGUUAAGGCAUCUGUUGAUGAAGCUGACUUAGCACAUAGGCGAGACCUAUCUGCAUAUGUCUCUGCCUUGGCCGAAUCCAAGAAACGAGAAGAGGGUUUGAACAAGGAUGUUGGGAUUGCAAAAGAGUGUAUUUCGAGUCUGGAGAAGACUUUGCAUGAGAUUCGUGCAGAAUGUGCUGAGACCAAAGUUUCUGCUGGGAGUAAAAUGUCUGAGGCUCAUACUAUGAUUGAGGAUGCUCUCAAGAAAUUUGCAGAUGCUGAAGCAAAAAUGCGCGCAGCUGAAGCUUUACAAUCAGAAGCUAACCGGUAUCACCGGAUUGCAGAGAGAAAAUUGAAGGAAGUUGAAAGUCGUCAAGAUGAUCUUGCUCGGCGUCUUGCAUCUUUCAAAUCUGAGUCUGAAACGAGAGAGAACGAGAUUGUUAUUGAGCGACAGACUUUAAGUGAGAGACGAAAGAGCUUGCAGCAAGAGCAUGAACGAUUAUUGGAUGCUAAAGCUUCACUAAAUCAGCGAGAAGAUCACAUUUUUGGUAGAUCCCAAGAAUUAGCUGAACUUGAAAAGGGGUUAGAGUCUGCAAAGACCACAUUUGAGGAGGAACGUAGAGCCUUGGAGGAUAAAAAGUUCAGUUUGGAGAUCGAAUUAGCCUCGCUUGCUAAACGAGAAGUGGCGGUCUCUGAAAGGGAAUCUUCACUACUUGAGAAAGAGCAAGAGCUGCUUGUUGCUGAGGAAAAAAUUGCCAGCAAGGAAUCUGAACUGAUUCAGAAGGUCUUAGCGAAUCAAGAAGUUAUCCUGAGGAAAAGAAAAUCCGUUGUGGAAGCUGAGUUGGAAAGUAAGUGCAAAUUGGCGGAAGAUGAAAUCGAGAGCAAGAGACGGGCUUGGGAACUAAGAGAGGUUGAUAUCAAGCAGAAGGAAGACCUAGUUGGUGAAAAGGAACAUGACUUGGAAGUUCAAUCGAGGAUAUUGGCAGAGAAAGAAAAGGAUAUAACAGAGAGGUCUUAUAGUCUUGACGAGGAAGAGAAGCAUUUGAAUGCUACAGAGGAAGAUAUCAGCCGUAAGACAAAUCUGCUGGAGAAUGAGAAGGAACGGUUAAGAAAGUUAGACUCAGAUCUGCAGCAGGCUUUGAUUUCAUUAGAAGACAAGAGAAAACGUGUUGACUCUGCAACGGAAAAGCUUGAAGCCCUGAAGAGUGAGACAAGCGAAUUAUCCAUUCUGGAGAUGAAACUCAAGGAGGAGCUAGAUGAUAUGAGGGGUCAAAAGCUUGAACUCCUUGCUGAAGCAGAUAGAAUGAAGGUGGAGAAAGCUAAAUUUGAAGCCGAGUGGGAACACAUUGACGUGAAAAGGGAAGAGUUAAGAAAAGAAGCGGAGUAUAUCACUCGUCAAAGAGAGGCUUUCUCGAUGUAUCUCAAGGACGAGCGUGAUAACAUCAGGGAGGAAAGGGAUGCGUUGAGAAAUCAGCACAAGAACGACGUGGAGGCGCUAAACCGAGAGCGUGAAGAAUUCAUGAAUAAAAUGGUGGAGGAACAUUCAGAGUGGCUUGGCAAGAUACAGCGCGAACGUGCUGACUUCUUGUUGGGUAUCGAGACGCAGAAAAGAGAGCUGGAGUAUUGCAUUGAGAACAGACGAGAAGAGCUGGAGAAUUCUUCGAGGGAGAGAGAGAAGGCUUUUGAGCAAGAGAAGAAGUUGGAAGAGGAGCGUAUACAGUCCCUCAAGGAGUCGGCGAAGAAAGACUUAGAACAUGUCCAAGUGGAACUAAAGAGGUUGGAUGCGGAGAGGCUGGAGAUCAAAUUGGACCGUGAGAGGAGGGAGAGGGAGUGGUCUGAGUUGAAGGAUUCGGUUGAGGAGCUAAAGGUUCAACGAGAGAAACUAGAGACGCAAAGGCAUAUGCUUCGAUCCGAAAGAGAAGAAAUCAGACACGAGGUUGAAGAGCUGAAGAAGUUGGAGAAUCUGAAAGUUACGUUAGAUGAUAUGUCCAUGGCUAAAAUGCAGCUGUCUAAUUUAGAGCGUAGCUGGGAAAAAGUGUCUGCUUUGAAGCAGAAGGUUGUUGUUACUCGGGACGAGGAACUAGACUUGCAAAAUGGAAUCAGCACUGUGAGUAAUAGCAAAGAUGGUUAUAACUCAAACAAUGGCUCAAGAAGCCCUUCAUCCGCCACUCCAUUUUCAUGGAUAAAGCAAUACACCAAUCUGAUAUUCAAGAAUCCUCCGGAGACAUCGCUUCCACUGCAUCAUCAUGAAGAAGGAGCAUUGCCUUCAGAAAAAAGAGAAGAAAAGGCUUACACGGAGGGGAUGUUGAUUGCAGUUGAAAAACUUGAAGCCGGAAAGAAAAGAAGAGGUAACGCAUCUGGCAAUGACACCAGUGAACCAAGCAGUCACAAGAAGAGGAAACAUGAGGUUACCCAAAAAUCUUCUGAUGAAGCUGAUCCCGAGAGUGUAAUCUCAAGCCCUCAGAAUGUGCCCGAGGACAAACACGAACUGCCAUCAAACCAAACCCAAGCACCACCAAGUGGUAUGGUAGUCCUCAGUGAAAUCGUGAAGAUCACAAAGGUAACGUGUGAGACAGAGGUCAUCAACAAAGUGUCAAACAUUGAGUGCUCAGAUGAUCCUUCCGAAGCAGGAACGAAGAUGGUAGAGGAGGAGAAACAAGAUUGUGAUUGCAAUCAGACCGGGAUAAAGGAGAAGGAUUCUGACGAUGGUGGGCAUUGUAACAUGAGUUAGCUGACAGGAGGUUAAGCAUAUAAGGGAACUCUAUGAAUCCUCAAGGGUUUGUUUCUGGAUAAGAUCUGAGUAUGUAAAUGGAUUUGAUUGGUUUCAAAACUCUCUCGAGAUGUUAUAUAACUUAGAGAGUCAUUAUUAUUUGUUUUUUUCAGAUUUUAAGUGAGUAGAGAGAGUGUUGGUAGGUAGGUAAGAAUCGUUGGUCGCUUGUGUGUUGCAGAGUUUGCCUGAGAAAAUGAUUUGUCGGUUUCAAAGACUCAGUUUGAAAAUCA